CGUGUCCGGCGCGGCGCCGCGGCCCCUCUUUGGGCGCACGGGCGGCCCCGCCCCGCGCUGGCGGGAAGGCCCCGCGCCGCGGCCGGUCGGGGCGUGCGGCUGGAGCGGCUCCGGCUCAUGGCGCGCUGCGGCGGCAUCACCCCCAGGGGCCCUGGGCUGGCGACAGCGGAGCGGCGGCGGCUGAAGGCUGCGCUGGCCGAGCAGCUCCGGCGGGACCUGGGCAGGCUUGUGUAUUCAUCUGAUAAAAAUCUUACUGAAGCCAAGGACCUGGCUGUGAUUAAAAAGCUAUUGGAACCCAAAUUGAUGCAAGAAGACAACAUCGCUGCUCAUCAGAGCACUCAAACAAACGUCAAUUCUCUUGAAGAUGGCAAAAAAACACCUGCUUAUCAGAGUACUCCAAGUGGAGCUGUGCAGAAAGAAGUUGCUUGUUCAUCUUGUAUUGAAGAGGGAAUUCCAGAAGCAGUCGUUGAUGCAGAAAGCAGCGAAGCCGCUGCAGGUAAUUCCACACUAGAAACUGCAUCUGUGCUAGGAGAAAACUUACUGAUGCUCUACAAGAAGUGCUGUUGCCCAGAUAUCACUCUUUGCGUAGAAGGCAAGCAUUUCCAAGCUCACAGGGCCAUUUUGUGUGCCAGAUCACGUUACUUUGCUGCAAUGUUGAAUGGAAGCUGGGCUGAGAGCUCCCAGGAGCGCGUCACUCUGCGAGGUAUAAGCCAUGAAGAAAUGAAUGUCAUCUUGCAUUUUAUUUAUGGAGCUGUUCUGGACUUCCCAGACAAAGUCGAUGUUGGACGCAUGCUGGGCAUUGCAGAUAUGUAUGGGCUGGAUGGGCUGAAAGAAGUGGCGAUCUACAUUUUGAAAAGGGAUUAUUGCAACUUUUUCCAAAAGCCGGUUCCUGGAAGACAGCAGCCGGUACUGGAAUGCAUGGCUAUUGCACAUUCACUGGGAGUGGAAAACCUGUAUGCUGCUUGCAUGAAAUGGGUAGGGAAACAUUUCGCAAAAUGUUUGUCGGAGAGAAGCUUUGCCAGUUUACCAACUGAGCUUCAGAACAACUGUCUCACCAUGUUGAUUAACUCUUUGAACCAUGAGAAUGCCGCUUUCCUUCUGAUGGAGAGCGACCGGCUGAUCAAUAGCCUUCCCCACGUGAAAUGGACGGAGGCGGCCGUGGCCUUGGCAUCCAGGCUGCGAGAGGAAUGUGUGACAUUCAUUGUGGCGAACUUCCUACGUGUGGUACAGAGUGACAGCUUCUCUGGUUUGCUGCAGGCACAGGCAAUGAGCAGCAAACCCGACCUUCUAGAACUAAUUUUUAAUGCAAUUGAAAAAGGUAUUAAUAAUGAAAAUAGCUGCUUUCUCCUUGUAGCUGUGGAUACAUUGUUGGACUCCACAGACGUGAAGGAGAAGGGCUUUACGUGCGAGAUCCAGGCGCUGCGUGAUAAGCUCUGGGUCUUCCUGGUUCAGUCUUUUUAUGCUGUUCGGCACACAGAGGGCUGGAAGCUGAUGAGGCCGGACCAUCAACAGAAAAUACAAGCAGCUGCAGUUGACAAGGGUGAUGACCGAAGGCUGGGCAAAAAACCUGUGUUCACUAGUUCUCAGCUAAACAAAUCUGUUACCAAAUCUGUUGGCAUACGGGAGCACUGCAAGAAAGAUUGCUGGGGAGAUCCUUCCACUAAUCAGGAUAAAAUGAAAUCGGAUGGAUUAGGAGCAUCUGGACAUACAUCAAGCACCAGUAGAAACAUUGUUGUUAAGGCUUCAAAGCAUGAGGAUGCAAAGGGGAAAGAUGGCAAAAAAGUAGUUUCCAAGAUUGCUAAGGAUUCAAAAUCUGGGGAAAAACCUGCUUCACCAAAAGCUAGAGCUGUUAUAAAGACCAAAACAGAAAAUAAUGGCUCUGUGAAGGCUGAAAGCACACUUACCAAGCAAGAUACAGAAAAGACAUCAUCUGCAGGUGGACAGAAAAAUGUGGGAAGUGGCAAAGGACUAAAGAACCAUGAGGGGAAAGUUGCAGGUGCCAGACCUAAAGUCCUGACAGUAACCUCCAACGUGCAGAUCAAAACAAAACCAUUGAAGAAAGCCCCGGGGAAGGAGUCUCCCCCCGGAGGGACUGUGGCAGGAGCUGCCAGCAUGUCAGCCAACUCAAGCACAGAGAUCCAGACUGCAGGUGAACAGGCAGAGGAACCCAGAGAGGAAAGACUGGUAGAAGAAGGGAAAAAACAGACAGCAGUGAAAACAAAGUCAUCUGCAAAGACAUCAAAUGGAGUCACAAACAACAAAAAAAAGACUGAGCAGGAGGCUAGUACCGUGGCAAGCAGGUCAUUCAGAGUUCUGCACGCUGGAACGGUUAACGACUGCACAAGUCUGACAAAAAAAACAACUGGAAAAGGGUGUAAUGAACAAAACGUACAAGCUCUAAAGAAAAAAGGGAACGUGAGUAGCAAUUCUGCAGCACAGCAAAAGGCUCCAAGCACACCUACCAGUUCUCCCAGGAGCCAAGGACCUCAGGCAGAAUCGCCAAAUUCACUGAAAUCAGGAAUGUCUCCAAAACAUAAUGAAGAAAAAAAUGUGUUACAACAUCUGUUUCAGACAGCGCUCCCAGAAAAACACCCUUCAGCCAAGAAGAGGAGUGUGAAGCAGUCACAGACUCCUGUAGUGAAAGCCACUGCAAAAAUCCCACCUAAAACACAGGCUCUGUCGAAGCAUGCUGAGAUUGUGAAUAAUAAGGACCUGAAACUGAAAACAAGUGGGCAAUCUGUAUCAAAAUCUAAGUCCCUUGCACAAAAACAUUCACGGAGUGAAUCUCCUGUUGUCCAGAAGAACGGUCACGCUGCUGAGCACAGCAGCUCAGGACAGAGACUGGAAAAGAGUGUGGCUGAAGCUGUGGCAGGGCAGCUGCACGGCAAUAGCGAGUGCCGCUCUGUGAAGCAAAGUGCAUCUUUAGCAUCUGGGGUGGGAAGCAGCAGCGAAGAGAAGCUGCUGACGUCCUGUCAACCCAAAAACCAGAAAUCAUCAGAUCCUUCUGAAAGUGUGGAAUACAAAAUACAAUCCGAAUCUUCUUCUGUAAUUACAGGGGAAACUGUUUCUAAACUGCAUGUUUCGCUGCAAAACAAAAUGGAACCAAAGCAAAUCUGUGGAUCUCAGACUGGAAUUAAACAGGUGGAGGAUACAGAGAAAGGUGAUUACACAGCUGAAUUUUCCUGUCACGCGCCGUCUGCCAGUGAUGGACACUCAGACUCUUCCAAGGAAACCAGUCAAAAUGUUACUGUUUCGGGAGACCUGGCGAAACAUUCAGCAGCAACAAAAGUCUGUACUGAACAAAGUGAUAAAUUAAAUGCUGAAACAAGUGAAAAUGCUUUACCAGGCUUUUCCAGAACAAUAACCAAUGAAGAGGAUGGAAUGUCAUCUCCUCAGCUUCAUAUGGAGGGGUUUCUUACAGCUGAUGAGCUGUGUGAUACCUCAGCUUUAAGUGAAUACCCAUCGGUUACAGCAGAUUUAGAUGAUGUUUCAGAAUGUUCCACAGAACAAAUUACAGAGAAAUGUUCCCCUAGUUACACAGAGCCCACAGAUCCUAUGGAAACUCCAGAAAACCAUGAAAACGCAGAAAUUCCCUUUGUGGACCACUGGAGUACUGGUGCGCUAGAUCCAAAGGAGAGUCCUGAGUCGGAUACUGGCAGUGCAACCACGUCCUCUGAUGAUAUAAAACCAAGGUCAGAAGAUUACGAUGCUGGAGGCUCACAGGAUGAUGAAGGAUCCAACGAGAGAGGGAUUUCUAAAUGUAGCACUAUGUUAUGCCAUGAUUUUCUUGGAAGAAGCAGCAGCGACACAAGUACACCUGAGGAAUUAAAAAUCUAUGACAGCAGCCUAAGAAUAGAAGUGAAAAUGAAAAAAGAGGGUUCUGAUCUCUUCCGUGUUAAUUCAACGAGUGACGAUGAAAUACCAAGAAAACGACCUGAGAUUUGGUCCCAUCAAGAAGGUGCAAGGCCCAACACCAGACAGAGCAAAAGUUCUACUUUCUGUAAUACACAGUUUAUUCAGGAAGCAGAUCAAGUUUCUUCUUCUGCUGAUGAGACAGAAGAUGACAGAUCUGAAGCAGAGAACAUUGCAGAAAGCUUUCCUCCCCCAAAUGUUCCUACUCAACAGUUCCAAGGAAUUGAUAACUUAGCUUUUGAAGAUGCCACAGAAAAUGACACUGUAAGUCAAGAGUUUUCUAAAAGUAAAAAUUUCAAACGAUCCGUUUUACUGUCAGUAGAUGAAUGCGAAGAGUUGGGAUCUGAUGAUAGAGCAGAAACUCAUACUUCACGUCAGCAUUCCAUAGAAUCUCUUACUCCUUCAGAAGUAUUUGACAGUGGUUCUCAAGAGCACCAUGGAAAGACUUUUUAUUCAAGAUACUCACUGGAAAUCGAAGAUGGAUUUUUGGAUUGCAAACAGCGUAAGGAUAGAGAUGAUAGGUCGGAGAAAAGCGAAAGUUCUCUCUUACAUCUUCAUGGCACUGAUAUCCCAGGAAAGGGGUAUCAAGAUGCUUCAAUAUCUGAACAAAAUUGCCAUGAGAAGCUGUGUUCAGCAGCGGGCUCGGGUCCAGGAGAAAAAACAAGUGUCAGUAGGAAGAAUGAAGUGGUGAGUGAGUUUCUCCAGUGCAAUAAAAACAUAGACAAUGAUGCAAAAUCUCAAGAAAGACCAUGUCAUUUGGAUCUUCACCAGAGAGAAAUCAUUUCUGAUGGGCAAAAGAACAGCUCUGCAAAGCCUGUAGAAGCCAGUAAGAGUCAGAUACUGACUCAGGAAGUUCAAGUGAGAGACAGUCCCCCAGCGGCGACUGAAUGCGCUAAUACUGAUUUACUUCCAGGAGACAUAGAUGAUUAUGACACAAUGGCACAAACCUGCCUGUAUGAGCAUCGGCCUUCCAAAACCCUUUCUCCAAUAUACGAGAUGGAUGUUGGAGAAGCAAUUGAGCAGAGGAUGGAUUCAGAAACAGCAGUUCUAGAUGUGGAUUUUGAAGAUCAGCAGUUUGCAGAGCAGGACUGGACUCUUCUCAGGCAAUUGUUAUCUGAGCAGGACUCAAACAUAGGUUUCAAAAACUCUGUUCCUGAAGACCUUAACUUAGCACAAUGUCUUAUCAAUCAGACACUGUUUCUGGCACGCGAUGGUUCGCAUCCUCAGGGUACAUCACAAGUUGACACAUUCAGUAGGUGGACUGAACUCAUGUCUCCACUUGAUGACUCUUCAGCAAGCAUUACAGUAGCAAGCUUCUCAUCUGAAGACUGUUCAUCCCCUCAAGGGGAAUGGACCAUUCUUGAACUGGAAACCCAUCAUUAAGGUGAUCCGAUGUUUGCAGCUGAACUCCAACCUGUUCCCUAAAUCUAUUUUUGAUGAGUUGUUUCCAUACAGUAAUGAAAUACUGCAUCAGUCAAGAACAAGCAAUUCUUAAUACUGAGGCAAUCUUUCUGGUAUAAUGAGGUAAAUAUGUUAAUUUAUAAUCUAGUUUUAAUCACAGGUACGAUAAUUUUUUCAAGGCUUAAAUGUGUGUCUUUUCUAAAAAUGAACUUUGAGCAUGUAUUUUCUAGAACUAUUAGAAAAAUUAGGUUACAUGAAAGAAAAAUCUUGGUUUCUACCCUCCUUUUCUCUUUCUUUCUAACAUUUAAUAUUCUCAUUGAGCAGGAACUUAAAGAUGACUGCACAAUUAGUAGACUGUUCUCUUUUUUUCUCCUCUCUCUAUAUGGUGACUUCAUUUUACAAGAAUAAAAAUUCAGAACAGUUGUGUUGAAAGGUGAUGUGUGCCAACGCUGCUUUCAAUGACAGAAAAAUACACUUGUGUUUAAAGAAAACGUUUCAGUAUGAACCUGCCUUGGGCUUUAUGAGCAGCUUGUUUCAUCUGUUUCUUCCAGAUUGGAUUUUUGUAUUUUCGGUUUGUUUUGUUUUGAAGUUUCCAAUAAAUUUUUUAAAUUGUCUUUCCUUUAACUGUAGUCCAUCAGAAGGUCGGUGCUACAGGGUGACCACUGUUUAUUUUUUGGAAAUAGUUAAGUCAAUAUUUUUAAUGUCAUAGUGUAUGAAUUCUGAGGAGUUGGUAGAAUGCUGCUCCUGUUCUAAAACAAAAAACAAGGUAUGUCUGGUAUCUUCACAUGUAUCUCGGUCAGAAGUAGUGGCCAGUGUUCCAUCAGAAGUUUGAUGUUGACUGCAAUUACAUUCAGGUUUCGGUUCAUUACACUGUGGCCUUCUGACGCUCUCUGAGGCACGGCAAGACUCUUAGGAAUCUGGUUUUAUUUGUUCUCAUAGAUGCUACAGUUUUGGAGGGUUAAGGGAAUACUUACUUCUUCUAGCCUCUAGCAUAGCUUUUAUAUUGAGACAAAAUGUCAGCGUAACCACUCUUCUGACUAAGUGGAACAGAAUAUACUUCACUGCUCGUUGUGCUGCUUUUGGGUGUGGACAGGACCAAUUAUUGUCUCUUCUGGUUUGUUGGGGGAGGGAGUGAGUAGCUACUCAUAAUUCUCACCGAGUUAGAACUCCUCCUGAAACAUCCAGGGACACUUUUCCAGGAUGAUAUUUUCCCUGCAGCCAUCAGCCCUCUGAGAGAUCUGCAUUAUGGAAAUAGCAGGGCUUGUCUUUCGCACAGCUGGGAGUCUGAACAGGCAGUGUUCUCCCUCCUCUCGGUCUCUAACAGAAGUGCCUUCAGACUUGGGUGCUGUAGGGCAGAAAAAGGCUAAUGACUGUUCUUUGUUGUUAAAACUGUUUAAGAUAAGUGCACAGCUUAAGCUAGCUAUAACCACCAAGAAUAGGGCCGGGUUUGCAAGCUUUUGCACAAUUCCAACUGUGCACCUUAAUUCUCUUUAGAAACUUCCUUUUGUUUUCUUCAGUCAGAAACUCUCAGUUGGGUGGAAAUAUGAACUCGCUUCAGCAUAUGACUCUCUAUUAUCUAGAAAGCCACUUUGUUGAAAUUCUGAUACUGAAGUAGAAGUGGUGUUUUAUUUUCCCCAAAUUAAAUGGGGGAAGAAUUUUAUCUCCUCCUUUAACAUCAAGGCAGGGGAAAAAAGGAAAACCUUCCUUUCUCUUUAUGUCAAUAAAGAAGAAAGACUCAAAACUCAUGUAAAGGUUGAUGUUCAGUCUCAUCAUAAAUAUCUUUCCCCUACUCUUUUAGCUUUUAGCAGCAUAAAUAGUCUGAGAUGACACAAUUCAAAGUAUUUUAAAUGUAAUAUGCUGCAUUAACGCCAGUCUUCAUUUUGGGUGAGUUAGAAGAACCAAAUUUUUAAGAGAAUCUAUUUUUCACCUUCAACUUUAUCCACUGUCAGUAUAGACAGUAACCUUUUUUGAUAAAUGAAAGAACCAUGGUAUUAGCCAUAGGAGAUGAUGAAACUCUGGAGCAGCUCUUACAGAAGGCUGAGGAAUGGUAUUUUCUCAAUUUCUAUGUAAAAGACUACAGUAAAAGUUGUUUAAAUACAAUUUAAUGAACUUUAAAAUCCUGAUGCUAUUUUGGCAGGGAGCAUUCACAUGCUAAACAAAAUGAAACGAUGGAAAGAAGAUAAAGGAUUAGGAAAAGGGACAGAAAGUAAAAGAAGGGUCCCUUUUGUCUAUUUUUUUUUUUUUGUGCUUUAACCGUGCUUUUAACUUCAUACUGAAUUGAAAAAGUAACACUGAAAAGUGGCACACAAAGCUCUGUUGUGUGAAAUGCAAUCACAUAUAGAGGGGUUUAAACUCUUUUCUUUCUUUGCAUUUACUUUUCCAGUUGUGUGACAAUUAAGUUAGCUUCUUUCUCCAAGUUCCCGGUGAGGUUGCAAUUCCUUUAGCAGUUUUGGGGAGGCCAGUGAUUAGGAUUUGGUGUUUUGUUCACUUGGUACAUAUGCAGCCAUAGCAUCCAGCUUCUCACAGCCAAGGCGACUCUGUAGAAGCAGCAGGGAUAGAAAGCGGUAUUGUUUUUCAUUCGCGUUAGCAGAGUGCCUGCGCGGCUCAGUCAGAGCAGCGUCCCACUGGCGAGACGUUGUACAAACACAGAACAAAAACAAGGGCUUCCCACUGAGCAGUUAUAAUCCAGGCUAAGACAAAAGACAAAAAAACAUGGAUGGAAAGGUAAAAUGAGAGCGUCAGUAUUUGUCUAGCUGAUUAGCAAUGGUUUUGGCAUUCCAUCAAUUUAAAUAUAGUCAUUUUUUUAUUCUGCAGACAUGAUGAGAAGGGAAGAUGUAGCAACAAGAAACAGUGAAAUUUAGAGGCGAGGACUUAGAAGUCAGAGUUUAAAAUAGUGACCCUGGGUUUACUUGACGUGAAUGACACGUUAUGAAAGUGAAAAAUAAGGGAGGAUGUUUGAUGUGUAUGGAUUAAGUUUAACAUAGGCCAGGCCUCCAAAGAUUGAUGGCAAGAGGUACUAUUACUAGUUUUGUUUGGAAAAUUAGACUGGAGAAGUAGCUUUGCAGGUUUUUUCAUGUAUAAGAUGCUAGCUAGGAUUGUAUUAGUGGAAUAAAACACUGUCAGAUGUAUUGCAGAGAGAAAAGCUAAGGAACUUGAGGCCCAAAUGCUUAGACCACGACAGGAAACUGAGGAAAGUGAAGGUUCAUCCAAGUUAUUGCCAAGGAAAUAAACAAAGAUGAUAACAGGAGUCAAACCAGGAUGGCAGGAUAUAAGGGGAAAAAGCAUCAUAGGCUUCAUUGAAGAUGGCCAACAAGAGAGGUGAGUAUAAAAUAGCAGUUUUGAGGCCAGUUCAGACCGUGUUCUCGAGUACUGUGACCAAAAUAAUACCUUGGCUUCCUAAGAAUGAAAGGCAAGUAGUGGCCAGUUUGGUACAGGAUGAUGGAAGUGCAGGAAGGAAACUGAGCUUCACCUUUGGCUCACAAAGAGAGGCAACAGUUAAAGCAUGUCGGUUAAUAACAGAUUUUGGGUUGGUUUUGAAAGGCAUGAUAUUAUACCAGAUCUAUAUAGUGUAGCAAAAGAAAUGAGGAGACUGAGAGACUAAAGCAGAGAUCAGGAAGACGUAAGUGUGCGUGAAAGCUCAGCAGGUUGCUAGGGCUGUGUCAGGGUCUAUAGCACAUAAAAUGGUAUUAUUGUUGUUGUUAUUAUUUUGGAGGAUCUAGUGGGCGUGUGUUCCUCACACAAAGGCUGUCUGUCGGAGCUGUUCCCCAGUGUUGUCUACCUAGUUUCUUUCAGGGAAUGUGUACAAAACAAAAGUAAUGCCCCUGUUUUGGGUACAGAUUACGGGAGACUGUUUUAAGACUUCUAAUAUAUAUUAUUGCUAUCUGGAAAGUAGUAGCAUGCUCAUUCUACUUUGCUCCAGCAAAUCUAAACCUUUGCAUGAAAGAAUCGAGAACUGCUAUUACAUCUGUUGCUCAGAACCAAGACACCUAAGAGGUCAUUAUUUCGCUUCCGCUAACAUCAAAGGACAAACUCCUGUUGACCUCGGCUGAAGCACAUUCAGGGCUUACCCAUAGUAAGUGCAUGUACUAGAAAUGCUAUUUUUCCAAUGUAUCCAUUUCCUAGUUUUUCAGCUUUACUAAGGUUGUACAAUUGUAGAUGUGACAAAUUGCAGCUGGAAGGACUUCAAUUUAGAAGCCAUAAUUGUAUGCUUUGUGUUAAUAGUUCAUGACCGGAGUGAUUUAACAUUGAGACGUUGAUAGAUUACUUUCUUGCCAGAACUACGCAGGAUCUGAGGACAAAGAUAGAAUGAGAAAUAGCAGCUUUGUAACAACAGAUUAUUCCAUGGGAAUGGGCUUUUAGAUUUGAAAUCCAAUGUAAUUAGAAGCUCUCAUCUCUUGCAGCAAAGCCAGGCUGGUUUGCAGCUCUCUUGAACACAAGCUACGGGUGCUAUUUUUUGAAAAAUAAGCUUGACUCUAUUCCUUGGCUAAUUUAAACCCAAGCUUUGUAUCAAUAACUACUGCAUGUGUGUAAGGCAACUAGACCUGUAACAGAGGAAAGUGAUUUAAAUAUAAUGUGGAUUAUCAAGUGGGGAAAAAGACUGAGUUUGAUUUAUUUUCUUAUUUACUUUUGGUACCUAAUAACUGGAGCAGAUCUGCAGGGCAUGCCUGCACACACACCUGUUUGUUUCUUGCAUUUGACCUUCUUUAUCCUUUGCUUUGCAAUCCAUCCUGUGUGGUCAAUUAGGCCACAGUUCUGCAAGCACAACAGCGAAUCCACUUAAACAUUUGCAGAUUGGCUUUCAGGUUAAUGUGCACUUUUCAGAAAGGGUAAUGGAACUGGCACUGGGGGCAGGCACUGUGCUUACUGGGGUUUUUCUAUGGUACUCAGCUUAAUAAGGUUGUAAUCCUGAUGAACCAUCUGGACGCAGUUAAAAGUAUGAAAUAAUAACGAAAUUCCAUUAAGUCGCUUCACUGUUCUCCUUGAUUUGUUGCUGCAGUUCCCAGCUCACAAGGCUGUUCCAUUAGAGAAAUCAAAGUCCUCAGAAACAUAACUCCUUGCAUUAUGUGCAACAACAGAUCUUUUGCUGUUGCACAGUAAAAUACGAAUACUUGAUGAGAUCUUCAAUAACUGAAGCCUCAAUAGUGAGAGGGGGGGUGACUAUACCUCAGUAACUAGGUAUAUUUAACCAGCACAUCAAUGAGUAAAAUAGUGUUUGUACAUUAACAAAAGGAGUGUUAACCGGAUUAGAGUGAGUGCGCGUUCUGGUGAUCCUCGGCAGGGGCUCACAUGUACAGAUCGGAGGACUGACCCCGGUUACCCAGGCAGUCCUGGGUUUUACAUUUAUGCACACAACUAAAAGUGACUGCCUUUUUCUCAGCUCCCACUGGAAUUAUUGUGCAUGGUAUCAGAUCCACAUUUAUAAAAAUCAGGAUAUUUUUAAGUGUCUGAACAGAAAAGCUGGUUGGUAACCCAAGUAAGCAGUUGGACUCACAUAGCUGACUUUCUAACGGUAUAAGCCAGUUUUGAGGCUGAUCUCACCAGAUGACAUAAUUCUACAGCAUUCUCUUUUAUGCAAUCCUUAUCUAGUCAUUUGUGUGAUUUUUCUUACACUUGUGUUUAAUGAAAUCGUUUUAUUUAUUCACUUUUAAGUGUGGCGUGGCAUCCUGGCUCUCCAUAGAACUACACCAGUGCUUAAAAUAUAAACCAUAUAUCUACAAGCCAGAUUCAGUGGAGGUAGCAGUUUGUUACCUUCACAGGAUGAGGUGUUUGUCCAUGUCCGUGAACAUGAGACCCAUCUGUAAGUCAAACUUCCUUCCUGUAACAACACGUCCUUCUGUAUCUUUGUGGUAAAGAAGGAAACUUCAGUCUCCAUUUUUGGGAUUAUCCUGUUCUAUAAAUCAGGAUUAAUCCUAGAUAUAUAUAGUGGAAUGCAUUUGGAGAAGAGUUGGAGUCACCACCUGUAGUCCAUGGCUUUAAGGUCCUAGAAUAUUUUGGUCUCUCUAUCUUUGGGAGAGUGAGGGGGGGAUGUUAAGCUCUCAAUGAAUGCUUGCAUGUUUUCCACUCACUUGCUUUUCAAACCUAGGUAAUUAGCUGGGACCUAAGUAACAAGAUUUCUAAAUGAAACAUGGUCUUCUGUUCCAGAACCUCUGUACGGUCGCAUCAUCCCACAAGCUUCCUUUCCCAUGCUACAUACUGAAGAUUCUUAGUUGAUUUCUGUAUGACAGAAAAUAAUAAAUCCGAUCUGUAACUCAGCUGCUGAGUCACUGUACUUCAUUGAACUGGUGGGCUGCUGCCAUCAGUUUUUGUGUUCUGUAAACUGCAAAAA
Messenger RNA from Cuculus canorus (common cuckoo), 11638 nucleotides. It is a transcript of the gene BTBD8, whose product is annotated as BTB domain containing 8. Gene Ontology annotation, molecular function: protein binding. The transcript has 18 exons. The record is from RefSeq and is a predicted model, not a curated record. The coding region runs from base 118 to 5295 and encodes 1725 amino acids. NCBI's taxonomy places the organism in Eukaryota, Metazoa, Chordata, Aves, Cuculiformes, Cuculidae.